This is a messenger RNA of Leptosia nina, 612 nucleotides long. NCBI's taxonomy places the organism in Eukaryota, Metazoa, Arthropoda, Insecta, Lepidoptera, Pieridae. The record is from the annotation of a GenBank genome assembly.
AUGAUCAAUAAGACAGUAAAAGACACUGGCCAGCUGGACAAAUCUAGCAUUUAUUUCCAUCGGCGCAAGGGCAAAUGGUGUCCGUCGCGGCGCGAGUGGUCAUCGCCACCAGAUGUCGCGAGACGCGUCUACUCCUCUGUGUUCCUGGGCAGCCCUGGUGAGUAUCCAGGCGAUGCGAGUAAUGCUAGUAUCGGUUCAGGAGAAGGAACGGGGGAAGAAGAUGACGACACGAAUGGUAAGAAGAACCAGAAGAAAAGAGGGAUCUUUCCAAAGGUAGCGACGAAUAUUCUGCGGGCGUGGCUAUUUCAACAUUUAACGCAUCCGUACCCUUCGGAGGACCAGAAAAAGCAGUUAGCACAGGAUACAGGGUUAACGAUACUACAAGUCAAUAAUUGGUUUAUAAAUGCAAGACGUAGGAUAGUUCAGCCAAUGAUCGACCAGUCAAAUAGAGCAGUGUUUCCCCAUGCGGGUCCGAGCGGCGCCUACAGCCCCGAAGCGACCAUGGGCUACAUGAUGGAUGGUCAGCAGAUGAUGCACAGGCCGCCGACUGACCCCGCCUUCCACCACGGCUAUGCGCAGUAUCCCGCCGAGUACUACGGACAUCACCUCUAA